CUCACAUGCAAUUAAUCAUCCAGUUCUAAUACCUAAACCAAUUGAGAGAAUAUGAAAGGAAUGAAGGGAAAAUUCCUCAAGAAAUUGAAGACCAUACAAGCAAUUAGCACUCUCAAACAAGGCCUAGUCUUUACUCAGUUAACUCCUAGUGUAGAAAAGUUCCCCACUAGAAAUUGUCCUCAAACGACAUCGAAUCGCGGAGAACACGAUACCGAGAAGGAGAAUCUAGUUGACAACAUUGGGAUAUCCAAACACUUGAAAGAUCUUAACAAUGAAGAUUUUGAGCCAGAGCUCAGUCCUGUUCAUGAUGACAAGAAGACUCUUUCACCCUCCUUGAAGUUCAAAGACAGUGUGUCGUCUUUCAAAGACACGACAAUGAAUAACCAAGAAACCCCAGAUGAAAUAUGCUCGUCAUUGUUGGAUUUUGAAGAGAAAUGUCCACCAGGAGGGAGUGAUAAGGUCGUUCUAUACACAACAAGCUUGAGAGGCAUAAGAAAAACGUUUGAGGAUUGUAAUGCUAUAAGGUUCUUGUUAGAGAGUUUCAAGGUGUCGUUUUCCGAGAGGGAUGUGUCGUUGCACCAGGAAUUCAGAGAAGAACUGUGGAAGAUAUUGGAUGGUAAAGCCAUCCCUCCUAGGCUUUUCAUCAAGGGAAGGUACAUCGGAGGAGCGGAUCAAGUGGUGGGAGUACUUCAUGAGCAAGGCAAGCUAAAGAAGCUCUUGGAAGGAAUCCCACCUGCGCCGUCCAAUUCCCCGUGCGCUGGCUGCGCCAACGUACGGUUUUCGGUGUGCUGCAACUGCAAUGGAAGUCGCAAGGUCGUUGCGGAUGGUGAGAACGGUGAUGAAGUUUGCUACAUUAGAUGUCCGGAGUGUAAUGAAAAUGGCCUUGUUAAAUGUGUCAUUUGCUGCUGA
This is a messenger RNA of Morus notabilis, 909 nucleotides long. RefSeq lists its product as uncharacterized. The record is from RefSeq and is a predicted model, not a curated record. The coding region runs from base 52 to 909 and encodes 285 amino acids. NCBI's taxonomy places the organism in Eukaryota, Viridiplantae, Streptophyta, Magnoliopsida, Rosales, Moraceae. The transcript has a single exon.